Esox lucius (northern pike) is the source of this 1113-nucleotide messenger RNA. RefSeq names its product ANP domain-containing protein (gene nppcl). The coding region runs from base 299 to 697 and encodes 132 amino acids. Gene Ontology annotation, biological process: receptor guanylyl cyclase signaling pathway; cGMP biosynthetic process. The record is from RefSeq and is a predicted model, not a curated record. Lineage: Eukaryota; Metazoa; Chordata; Actinopteri; Esociformes; Esocidae. The transcript is spliced from 4 exons. Gene Ontology annotation, molecular function: hormone activity; hormone receptor binding. Gene Ontology annotation, cellular component: extracellular region.
GGGAGGAGAAUAAGAAGGGCAAAGCGUGUGAGAGUGGUUCUUUCAGCUGGCUCCAAAAAGUGAAAGCUAGUUCCGCUGAUAGACUGCAUGAGAAAAAGAUGGAUCUCAGCCUGAGAGUAUAGAGACCCACAAAAUCCAAAACCAGAGAGAUUUUUAUUGAAGACAGAACUUUGUGUGAACGAGGCAGUUUCCUCCAGCAGUAGAGUUGUAAUGAACUCCAUUGUGUUUGCAGUGUCUAUAUUGGUGUCCAGCCAGUCUCCUGCCAUCCUGUUCCUUGCUGUUGCUGCUCACUGCCACCAUGUUGUACCCAUCUCUGCUGUCUGCCAUUCUGCUUCUAUUGGCCCCCCUGGAGCACACAGAGGGGCGUGCCCUGCACCCCUCUCCUGAUGCCAUCCAGUUUGUUGAGCAGUUCUUAGAACACUACAACAACCUCCUGCCCAUUGAUGACCCUGAGAACCUGGUGGUCAGUCAACCAGAAGAGCCCUCCUCAGCUUUCCCUUCCGGAGUCAAGGUUGCGGAGUACCCCAAAUGGUCAGACCUUCCACCGCAGGGGGACAGCACCUGGCUCCGCCUCCUGAAAGCGACCCUUGCCAAUCAAAAAAGGGCAGUGAUGGACCGGUCGAGAAGGGGGUGGAACCGAGGAUGCUUUGGAUUGAAACUGGACCGAAUUGGGUCAAUGAGUGGUCUGGGUUGUUAGUGGGAAGAUAUAAAAAAAAAAAAAAAAAGACAGACUGAUGUCCUUCAUGGGCAAUUUCACUGGUGCAGUCGUUUACACACAUUCAGUGAAUAGAAAGACUGUGUAAGUGCUGUGGAUGUCUUCAUGUAGUGUCAUUUGCAAAUGUGAGUGUAAUGAAAAUUACUUGGAUUGUUGGAAGGGGUUAGCUGGUUUUCUUUUGAAUCCUUAAAGUUUCAAGUUGUUUUAAUAACCAACUUUGUUUUAAAUGUUUCUAACAGUACACUAAGGAAAUGUUUAAAAGUUGUAUAUCUUGACUAGUAGUCAUUGUUAAUGUUGGAAUAACAGUCAUUGCAUGUUUGAAGGGAAAGAGUAAUUUGUCAUGGUUCUGCUCUUUGUUUUCCAUACAUUUGGCAUGAAUAAAUGUACACAGAAAUCAA